Messenger RNA from Theobroma umbraticum, 1632 nucleotides. RefSeq lists its product as uncharacterized. Lineage: Eukaryota; Viridiplantae; Streptophyta; Magnoliopsida; Malvales; Malvaceae. The record is from RefSeq and is a predicted model, not a curated record.
CUCAACUUCAAUAUGGAGCUUGUUCUCUCCCUGUGCCUUUUUUCUCUACUGGUUUCUAAAGCGUCUGCAGAUUCAAUUAAGCUUGCUUAUGCUGGAAGUAAUAGUAAGGACAUGCAGGACUGGUUAAGCCAUGGUGGAAAUCUACUUAACAGGCGAUUCGCCAACAAGGAAACCAAGAUAAGCCCUGAAACAGUUUCCAGGCUGAGAUUGAACUGGAAAUUUAAUGCAGGCAGAGAUAUUACUGCAACACCAUCAGUUUCUGAUGGAGCAGUUUAUUUCCCUAGCUGGGAUGGAUAUCUUUACGCUGUCAAAGCAUUGGAUGGAUCUCUUAUUUGGAAGAAAAAUUUGCAGCAGUUGACUGGUCUUAAUUCUACUAGAGUUAUAUUCAAUGUCAAUGUAACAGUGUCCCGAACAACUCCAACAAUAGCAGAUGAUUUGCUGAUCAUUGGAGUCAGUGGACCUGCUUAUGUUGUUGCAGUUAAACGAUCAAAUGGGCAGCUUGUCUGGUCAACUCAGCUUGAUAAAAACCCAGCCGGUGUUAUCACCAUGUCAGGAACUUAUUAUAAGCGCAAUUUCUAUGUUGGCACAUCUUCACAAGAGGAAGAGCUGAGCAUUGAACAAUGCUGCAUCUUCCGUGGAAGCUUUGUCAAACUAGAUGCCCGAACUGGCACAAUAUUGUGGCAAAAAUUCAUGUUGCCUGACAAUUUUGACAAGCGCGGAGAAUAUGCUGGAGCAGCAAUUUGGGGAAGCAGCCCUCCAAUUGACGUCCGCAGGAACCUUGUCUACAUUGCCACAGGGAACCUCUACUCAGCACCUAAAAAUAUAACGGAUUGCCAAGAGAGACAAAACAAUCAAACAGAAGUACAUGCUCAUCCUGACGAGUGUGUUGAGCCUGAUAACCACUCAGAUUCAAUCCUAGCCCUUGAUCUGGACACUGGAAGGAUCAAGUGGUACCAUCAGCUAGGGGGCUAUGAUAUCUGGUUUUUUGCCUGUAACAAUCUUUCGACCUAUAAUUGUCCUCCUGGCCCGAACCCUGAUGCUGAUUUUGGUGAAGCACCAAUGAUUCUAAGCAUAUAUGUCAACGGAACCAAGCGGGACAUUGUUGCUGCUGUCCAAAAGAGUGGAUUUGCUUGGGCUUUGGAUCGUGAUCAUGGGAACAUAUUAUGGUCUACUGAAGCUGGACCUGGUGGCCUCACUGGAGGAGGAACAUGGGGGGCAGCCACUGAUGAAACGAGGGUCUACACCAACAUAGCUAACUCUGAUGGCAAGAAUUUCACUUUGAAGCCAUCCACAAAGAACACGAUCGCCGGUGGAUGGGUGGCCAUGGAUGCUAAUAGUGGUCAAAUCCUUUGGUCAACAGGCGACCCCAGUAAUGGAACUGCCAGUGGCCCUGUCACUGUGGCUAAUGGGGUCUUGUUUGGUGGUUCGACAUACGGACAAGGACCAAUAUAUGCGAUGAAUGCUAACACUGGAAAAAUCUUGUGGUCAUAUAACACAGGUGCCACUGUUUAUGGUGGCAUCUCAGUUAGUAAUGGGUGCAUUUACGUAGGCCAUGGAUACAAGGUUAGUUUCGGAUUAUUCAAUCCAGGAUUCACUAAUGGAACCUCCCUCUUUGCUUUCUGUGUCUCUUGA